CACAAGUGCUAUAGUGGAUGGUGACUUCUCCACGCUGGGACCUUGGGAAAGGUCUUUACCCAACACCACAGACAACAAGCAUUGAAAGAGAAGAUUAGUUUCCACUGGACCCUCUUUUCCACACAUUCCCACGAUCCCACCAGGAGUGAGGCUUUGGGGCCCCUGCCAAGAGUCCUUGGCCAGGAAGACACUUGUGCUAUGACAGAGAUAAAGGCCAAGAAGGAGAAAGUUGAGGACUGCUGACAGGCUAGCCGUCUGUCCAGGAGCUGCUACCGCGCCCUCAGGCCCUCCUCUUGUGGAUUUCCAAGGCACCCCUCCCCGUGUUGAGGCAUGGUUGUGCAGGACAGCAUGGACGCUGGGGAUGCCAGGGUGGGCGUGCCGCUGGAGCCCUUCCUGCACCAGGUUGGGGGGCACCUGAGCCUGAUGAAGUAUGACGAGCACACGGUGUGCAAGCCCCUCAUCUCCCGGGAGCAGAGGUUCUACGAGUCCCUGCCGCUUGCCAUGAAGCGCUUCACGCCACAGUACAAAGGCACCAUCACUGUCCACCUCCGGAAAGACAGCCGAGGCCAUCUCAGCCUGGUCGCCAACCCACUGAAGGAGAAUCGGGGGCCCUUCAAGGUCUCCACGGAGUCAGCGGCCGUGGCAAUAUUGCAGACUCUCCAGCAGACCGGAGGAGGUGGCGGCACCCUCACCCUCGCCCAGUGGCAGCACACGCAGCUGGCACACUCGCUCAACGAGAGCCCGGCCACGAAGCUCCUGAGGUCUGAACUCCACCUCGAGGCCCAAGUGCCCUCCCUGAUAGAAGAUGCUAACGGGAACCAGGCCGAGAAGAGAAGCUUUAACCCGUGGGGCCUGCGCUGCCACCAGGCUCACCUGAGCCGCCUGUGCACUGAGUACCCAGAGAACAAGCGGCACCGGUUCUUGUUGCUGGAAAAUGUAGUGUCACAGUACAAGCAUCCCUGCGUCCUGGACCUGAAGAUGGGGACCCGGCAGCACGGGGACGACGUGUCGGAGGAGAAGAAGGCCCGUCACAUGAGGAAGUGUGCUCAGAGCACCUCAGCCUGCCUGGGCAUGCGCAUCUGCGGCAUGCAGGUUUAUCAAACUGAUAAGAAGCACUUUCUCUGCAAAGACAAGUACUAUGGAAGAAAACUGUCAGUGGAAGGUUUCAGACAAACCCUCCAUCAGUUCCUGCACAACGGAACCCGCCUCCGGACGGAGCUGCUGGAGCCCAUCCAGCGCCAGCUCCAGGCCCUCCUCUCGGUCAUUAGGAGCCAGAGUUCCUACCGGUUCUACUCCAGCUCUCUCCUCAUCAGCUAUGAUGGGCAGGAGCCACCAGAGACUCCGCAGACGACCCACGGCAGCAAUGCUGGAGGAGUCGUCAAAGUUGACAUCCGGAUGAUCGACUUUGCCCACACGACCUACAAAGGCUCCUGGAAUGAACACACCACCUACGAGGGACCAGAUCCGGGCUAUAUUUUUGGCCUGGAAAACCUCAUCCAGAUCCUGCAGGAUAUUUAAGAGGGAGAAUGAGACUUGUUGGGCCCAUCUAGAUUUUUCUGGAGUAUAGCUCUCAAAGGGGACCUAUUGGUAGCUAGGGAGGUCUCGAUACCCUUGAGAUGUCUUUGGAAUAAUUAUAGCUAUGUUCAAAAGCCAUCUCUACAUAUGGCAGGCUAUAUUAACAGCUGCUAAGAAACCAGAGGUAAUUCUAUGUACCCUGGCAUCUUGCACUAAUGCGAGUCAUCGUCGGUUGGACAGUCAGUAUGAAACGGCGCCCUGCUAAGUACAUGGGAGGGGUGCAGCAGGAGUUAGAGGCCAGCAUUACAGUGAGAUUCUGGAGUAUUUGCAUUUAAAGAUGCUUUUUGUUGUCAUGCUGCAGUCCUCAUGAGCUGUGAGGCCAAAAAAAAACCUUACUUGAAAAAGCCUGGAGAGUGUGUUUAUGGUUUUCCUGCUCGCUGGAGCUGCCUACUCCCAGGGCAGACAGAGCUGACAAUGUCUCUUACCUUCGUCAGAGACAUUGGAGGUGGGGCAGGAUGAAGUGGGAGAGACCUGCCCAUCACCCCAGCUCUGGACCUGGAUUCUGAAUGGGCAAGGUCAACCCCAGACACAGCACUGGCCAACCAAGACCUCAGCAUCUCCAUGUUUUCCCCUUGGAGAGGCAGGUCCUAUGGGAAGUGAUGAUUCUGCCAGAUUCUGACCACGAAACGGCUCUGACCCGGAAAUGCAGCUUCUGGUGGGGGUGGACCGCGUAUACAAAAGAGCCACUUAUGGGAAAUUAUACUCUCCGCUACUAUUUAUUUAAUUUGGGGGGGGGGUCAGAAGAGAGGAGCCUGGAGGACCGAGGAGACCAGGCGCAAUGUUUACAAGAUGAGUGGACAGGCAUAAAUACGGAACAGAGAACAAAUGGUUCCAAUUAAUUCCUUCUUCUGCACUGUGGAAACCUAUUACAAAGCCCUUGAGUCAAGCACUGAGAUACGUUACCCAA
Camelus dromedarius (Arabian camel) is the source of this 2482-nucleotide messenger RNA. It is a transcript of the gene IP6K3, whose product is annotated as inositol hexakisphosphate kinase 3. Bases 331 to 1518 code for a protein of 395 amino acids. Gene Ontology annotation, cellular component: cytoplasm; nucleus. Gene Ontology annotation, biological process: phosphatidylinositol phosphate biosynthetic process; inositol phosphate biosynthetic process. The record is from RefSeq and is a predicted model, not a curated record. NCBI's taxonomy places the organism in Eukaryota, Metazoa, Chordata, Mammalia, Artiodactyla, Camelidae. The transcript is spliced from 6 exons. Gene Ontology annotation, molecular function: inositol hexakisphosphate kinase activity.